Messenger RNA from Drosophila arizonae, 360 nucleotides. RefSeq names its product NADH dehydrogenase [ubiquinone] 1 beta subcomplex subunit 2, mitochondrial-like. Gene Ontology annotation, cellular component: mitochondrial inner membrane; respiratory chain complex I. The record is from RefSeq and is a predicted model, not a curated record. Gene Ontology annotation, biological process: mitochondrial respiratory chain complex I assembly. NCBI's taxonomy places the organism in Eukaryota, Metazoa, Arthropoda, Insecta, Diptera, Drosophilidae.
GUUAGGUGUAGACCAGCAUAAAAAAUGUUCGGAAAUUUGAAAGUCUUUCAAAGUGUAUUAGCGGCAGAGAAAGCAAUUACUUUUUUAAAUGGUAGCAAAAAAAUCAUUAAAAGACAAAGUCAUGUCGUGUCAUACCGUAGUGCCCCACCGCCUCAUUCAAAGGCAACUAGAAUUGGAGCAGUAGCCGUUGGGGGGGCCAUGUGGUGGUGGGUUAUUUGGCACCUUUGGCAUGAGCCAGAUCACAUCACGGGAGAGUUCGACUAUCCCAAUGCUGCAAAAUGGUCUAAUUUCCACUUAGGAAUUCCUCGUGAUGAAAAAUAGUAAAAUAUAUUCACAUUAAAAUCUUAUUAACAAAUUUUC